Molecule: messenger RNA, 4681 nt
Organism: Triplophysa rosa
Lineage: Eukaryota; Metazoa; Chordata; Actinopteri; Cypriniformes; Nemacheilidae
Product: zeta-sarcoglycan
Exons: 9
Coding region: 881-1783 (300 amino acids)
Biological process (GO): heart contraction; cardiac muscle tissue development
Cellular component (GO): sarcoglycan complex; sarcolemma
Source: RefSeq, a predicted model, not a curated record
GGGUUGUGAAGUAGCGUAAAAACUGGAUUGUCACCGCGAAAGAGAGAAAAAUUCACCCCCACAAUUCACUCUACACUCGAGAAAGAUCUCCCCCCUUCCUUCUCCCGCACCCCAUCCCUCCCUCCUCAGACUCCCUCUCCCAGACACAGAGCCCGUAUUCAGAGGACCGGGAUUCGGCUGGAGACGCAACGCGCGUUUGGAUACGAGGUUUUGUGGAGAUCACCAAGUAGGGCAGUAUAGUGCGCACCGUCCCUGGCAUCUCCAUCAAUCAAUCAACCAAUCAAUCAACCGGAUAACGGAGCUGGGCUGACAGCCUCCUUCUCAUCAGCCUGCUCGAGCCGCACAGAAUUUCUUCAAAUUUGCCGCAAAAGGGUUGAUUUCAAUGGACUGAUCUACCAGUUUUGCUGUCAGUGAUGUGUUGGUAGCGUGCUCAGUGAUCUUAAUGACAACAUGAUCUCAUAUUGAUGGAAACACUUUUGUAUUUGGAGAAGAACAGGGACAGCUACUUGGAACUCUGUUAAUCUCGUGUUGAGACACUCUGAGCGAAUAGUUAUUUAAUACAGAAUAGUUGAGAUUGUCGCUGUGUGUUAUACCGGGAGUCGUGAUCAGCGGGCAUGAGACUGAGGAAAUUCGCCGCGGCUCGGAGAUCUGGGCAGGCUCGCGCUCGGGAACUACAAGGCUAGAAAUUCAACUUUUGUUUCAGACUUUAUCUUUCCAUAUGGACCGAUCGGCAUCGCUGGACAUCGAGGCGCUGAAGUCUUAACCCGAGCCUUGCUGUUUGACACCCCAAUCAUCAAAGAUGUCCAGGUCAUUGGACCUCCUCAGAUCUUCAAUGGGUUGUUACCCAGAGACUCAGCACUUUGUGGGCGCUUGAUACCAAAUGACCCAGGAGCAGUACAUCCUGGCAUCCCAGCCUAACCCCCUCCAGAGGCCGGGCUGUGCUACGGUGUACCCGGUGGGGAUUUACGGUUGGCGGAAGCGCUGUCUAUAUUUCUUCAUCCUCCUUCUCCUCGUCACCAUGAUCGUCAACCUAGCCUUGACCAUCUGGAUACUAAAGGUCAUGAACUUCACGGUGGACGGCAUGGGAAAUCUUCGUGUAACCAAAGAAGGCGUCAGAUUAGAGGGUGUGUCGGAGUUCCUUCUGCCACUUUAUGUAAAAGAGAUUAAAUCCAGAAGGGACAGUCCUCUGGUUUUACAGUCAGAUCGCAACGUAACAGUGAACGCACGAAAUAACCUUGGCCAGCUGACAGGACAGCUCACUGUGGGCUCAGAGAUGGUGGAAGCCCAGUGUCAAAGGUUCGAGGUGAGAAGUAGCGAUGGAGAGCGAGUCCUCUUUUCUGCUGAUGAAGAGGAGAUCAGUAUUGGCACAGAUAAACUGAGGGUCACAGGCAACGAGGGAGUCGUGUUUAGUCAUUCGGUGGAAACGCCACACAUUCGAGCCGAACCAUUCCAAGACCUGAAACUCGAGUCCCCGACGAGGACGUUGACACUGGAGGCCCCUAAAGGUGUGGAAGUGAACGCAGGAGUGGGGGAAUUCAAAGCUUCCUGUAGGAAAGAUCUCACUUUAGAGUCUUCAGAAGGAGAAAUCUUUCUAAAUGCAAAUUCAAUCCGUCUCGGCAAUCUUCCACAUGGGAGUGUGGACACCUUGCUUGGUCCAGGGACCACAUACCCCAAACAGACUGUGUACGAGGUGUGUGUAUGUCCCAGCGGCAAGCUCUAUCUGUCUCCUGCAGAGAGCUCCUCCACCUGCCAGACCACCAACAGUGUGUGUCUCUGGAGCUGAGAAAGGUGGGUGGGCAGUGGACCACCCAGCACCAGAAAGGCCUUCCUUCACCUUUUCUCCCCCCUCCUUUUCUUUCUCAAGUCUUUUAAUCUAUAAUCCAUAUUUUGUUUUAUCUAUCUAUCUAUCUAUCUAUCUAUCUGUCUAUCUGUCUAUCUGUCUAUCUAUCAUUACUCUGUCUAUCUAUCUAUCUAUCUAUCUAUCUAUCUAUCUAUCUAUCUAUCUAUCUAUCUAUCUAUCUAUCUAUCUAUCUAUCUGUCUGUCUGUCUGUCUGUCUGUCUGUCUGUCUGUCUGUCUGUCUGUCUGUCUGUCUGUCUGUCUGUCUGUCUGUCUGUCUGUCUGUCUGUCUGUCUGUCUAUCUAUCUGUCUGUCUAUCUGUCUAUCUAUCAUUACUCUGUCUAUCUAUCAUUAGGCUGUCUGUCAUCAUUAAAGCCCCACAUUUUGCACUUUCUUUCACUUUUUUCUCUCUCUGUCUUUCUCUCCUCUCGUCCUCUCUAUCCUUUCAAAUGGAAAUCAGGAAUCAUUGGACGUAUCUCGGCUCAGUUGACGCCGCAUCUUCCCAAUCUGUAAAUGGAGCAGAAACUCUCUUCGUUUCUAUUUUGUUUCUCUUAUUUUUAUACGGACGUCUGACUCUGUGGAGGACUGCGAGUGUGUGCCGGGAUGCCGUACUGCACCUGUAAACGAGCACACACACAGCGAACGAGUGUGUGUUUUUCUAAAGAAGAUACAAAAGGUGCCUUUGCUACUGUUAGUAAAGCACAUCACCUGCUACGCUCCCUCCACGUACAGUUAAAGAAACUGAGCGGAAGAACUCUUACCUUUGUUCACGGGUCGACUACGACGAACUUCUUUCCUCUUGGAUGUUUCUUUUUGGAAAAAAAAGCACAAGAUUAUGCCAUGUAUAUAACAACAUGAAUAAAUGAAAAUAAAAAGAGAAAGUUUAUUUUAAGAAUUUUGUAUUCAAGAAUGCUUGGUAAUGUUUCUUUUUUUAUGGUUUAGUUCUCAUGGACAUGUUUACAUGUACUAUGGUGGGUUGACUGAUGUUGAUUUUUUUAUACAAUUUCCUGUUAUCAACCAAAUUCAAAUGUUGAUUUGUGUUUAGGUUCUGACUAAAUUGAUCCUGCCAAAAGAGGUGCCGUCACCUUUUCUAAACUAUGUGGUUUUUAUUUCUUUUAUUCAAGUUGUCUUGGUUAUUCCUUUCGCAUAAUGUAGAGCAAAACUCAAUAUUGCAAGUUUAAUACUAAUAUUCAUUGAUGCAUUAUUUAUUGUUUUCUUUGUUUAGGGCAAUGGGCCAUUGCACUUGGGUAAAUUAAAAUAUGAUUUAGAUGGUCAUUUCUGCAAAAACCAUCCCACGGUGAAUGAAACGUAACUGCCAAUGUGGAAUAACCAUUCAGCGUUCUGUGUUAUACAGAGCAUUAUACAGUUAUGAGAAACAGUUCGAGACCCAUUUGAAAUGAUAUGCAUUUAUGCAAGAAUAGCUCCUAAAAGGUAAUUUCAGUAUGAUAAAUAAGUAAAUAGUGAUUAAGGACAGUUCUAUUUCACAAACAACAUGCACACAUUUAGAGGCCAUUCAUGUACAAAACUAAUUCCAAAAAGAUCAUUAACCGUAUUGCACAUCAGUAACAACAGUUAUCCAAUAACACUUCAGUUUAUAGCUGUUAUGAACCUAUGACACAUGAAACAUUGACCGAGCAUUUUAACAGCAGCUUUGUGUAGUUGAAAGGGAAAAAGUGGAUUUUGGCGACAUACAGUAACUUACUGUUAGCAUACUGUAAAUCUAAGAUACAAGUGAGCUCCAUGCAUUGUUUUUCUAGGUGACCAGCUGUCUCCUGCCAUCUAUCAUUGAAAUUCAAUACCCCCCAAAAGAUACCCAAACCCCAUACGCCCUUAUCAAUGUAUCAAAUGUGUGAAGAUACUUGUACUUGAUGAUGAAACACCAUCAUCACCAGAAAGGUGAACUUGCAGUAGUAUGAGGUGCUUAACAUCAAUAUCACUAUUUAUUUAUUUUUAUGUUUGUGUUCGGUAGGAGAGAGGUUUCUUAAACUCAAACAAAGAUAUAUUUUCUUAUAAAUUCUAUGCAAUGUGUUUGUAAGGUUGCUGUGAGGUUGGACUAUGAUUCAGUUAUAGAGGUAAAAAAUAAUGUUCUAGAUUUUCUUUUCAUUAUAACUCCAGUAUUAUUGUUAUUAUUACGCUCACAUUAAACUGUCUCGUACAAAUAAUGACUUUGAAAGUAAUUAAAAAUAAAUGUGAAAUGAUACACAAAUGCAAAUAUGUUUAUUUGGAAAAUUAAAUAUCUUUAUUUGGGAAAUGAAACCAGGCACUCUCGCUUUCUUCAUUUUUUAUGUCUUCAUGACAUGUUUCUAAUGCCUUACGUUCAGAGAGAAUUGAUGAUUUACCAUUGGAAAAUUUUUGCUACCAUUCUCUCCCUCUGUCUUUUUUUUCGUUCUGUCAAAUUUUCUAUCAAUUUUCGACUAGAAUGGGUAGAGGCAGAGAGAUGAAGUCUUUGAGGCUUUUGGAUCAAAUUUACCAUGAAAUAGAACAUCUUCAUAAUAGUAUGAGGUCAGUGCUUUGGUUAGGACACACUCUCUUCUCUGACACCUCUAGGCUCAUUUGGAAAAACAGAAUGGUCUUAAAAAGCUUAAGAACUCUGUGUGAGGAGCUAAACAUCAGAGGAGAGUGAGUGCCAAAUCUAUAUUUCUCGGAGUCAUAAAAACUUUUUAUUUGUUUGUGUGUUCGAAAUACUGGCCUAUUAUUAAAUGUGUUGAGUGCAAGAACAAAUAUGGUUUAGGGGUGUUGUUUUUAUUUUUUUAAAUGUACUCAUUUUAAGUUGUUACACUUUCCCCCUUUUAAUGUGUUUUGAAAGUAAAAUUUAAAAUGAAAUGUCAUUAAAUCUGUCUUAAA